AUGGCAUCGGACGGGGACCUGGGAGAUCUCUUGGCCAAGGCCCUCCCCUUCGGGGCCGAGCUCACUGUCCGCCAUGUCUCAUCCACUCCCGCCCCCUCGCCAGCUCUCUUUGCUGCUCCUCCCGGUCGGGAACCGGAGCAAACAUUCCUUGAAAGUCACUUUUUGUCGGCCUCAAUUGACUCCCCGAAACAUGACGGGACAGAGAUCAUUGUCUUCGGGAUGGAGGUUCUGGUGUAUACCACGGCCUACUUGACCACCAUCUUUGUCUCCAAGGCCGACUCGACCGGAUUUCUUCACCUACUCCAGCUGCCCCAGAAAGUAUCGGUUCUGAGGCUGAUCUCAAACACGUUUUUAUCAUAUUUGGCACGCAAACAUCAACGCCCCGGUGUACGCCUGGUCGUGUCCUUGUUUGCGCGAGCCCAGAACCAGUACCUGUUCCCGGGUAGUAUCGAAAAUGCCGAAAAGCACGUCCUCGAUGACCGGGGUCUGAUCAAAUGGUGGUGUCGUGCCGUGGAUCCAAUUAUCCGCGAGUAUGAGCCUGAAUCAGUCUCAAAAGACCCGAAGCUUCUGAACCAGACAGUCGAGGCGACCCAGGCUUCCGCGACCGCGUACUUGAUCGUUCCGGGUUGUGAUCGCUUCGAGACACGCAACUUUUUCCCUGCCACGGCCAAAUCCGAUGCGCAGGGUCACCCGCGAUGGCUCAACGGCUAUCCUCUUCAACAGAUAUGCCAUGACCCCUCAGCUCCACCGCGCUGCUUGGUUCCCCGUCUCCCGGAUGACCCCAAGACCCGGUUUCUAAUUGACUUGGAUGAUGAACUUCCUGAGCCUGCAGAAGGGGACAAUACAACGCCUGGCACCGGCCAAUGGAAAAGUGUCAAGUCGUUGGAUCAGUUUUGGGAAAUGAUGUCGUUCCGGCAGGAGUGCGCUGCCGGUCGGCUGGUAGGAUUCCUCUGGCUGGUCAUUAACCCACCGGGUCUGAUGAACUCGACAACCAUGGCUAGUCGGACUCGUGGCUCUACUGCCACAAAAGAGGCUGCCUCUCCGGUUGUCCCCGGCCAAGCUCAGUCGGAGGAUGGGCCCGAGCAGCCCAAGGCGGAGCUAUCAUCAGAAGCCCGCGAGAAAACUGCGGAGAAGGAAAAGUCUGCAGAGCCUCAAGCGGAACCAGCGCCUUAUUUCGAUUGCCCGCCAACGGAGCCUGUUCCUUUUCCUGCAUUUACAGAGACCAGCCCCUUCUACUGGCCCGAAGCCGUGCGAGGGAACGUCAUUCUUAGCGAGGUCGAUUACAAGAAGAUGAUGGAUGGGAUCUUGGAUCAUUUCUACGAUGAAAACGACAUUGUCGCCAGCACCAAAGCGUAUGUUGACCAGGUCGCCAUCCUCGCCGACGAACUUACUUGGGGCAAGCGGGUAGUCGGCACCCACAUCCCACAGAGUACCUCGUCGGAGUCUGCGCCGGUCAACAAUCUUCUCGAUAACGGCUUGGUCCGUAAGCGAAAGAAGUCCGAGGGUGAGGGUAGCAAGGCAACCACCCAGGGAGGCUCAGCACAGCCGAGCGGGCUGGACGACACGCAAGCUGCUCCAUCGCAGCCAGCGCCGGUCAACAUGCUCAAUGCCGGUCUCAUUCGGAAGAAGAAGAAGAAGACAUAA
This is a messenger RNA of Penicillium cinerascens, 1644 nucleotides long. RefSeq names its product H3 histone acetyltransferase RTT109. The transcript has a single exon. NCBI's taxonomy places the organism in Eukaryota, Fungi, Ascomycota, Eurotiomycetes, Eurotiales, Aspergillaceae. Gene Ontology annotation, cellular component: nucleus. The record is from RefSeq and is a predicted model, not a curated record. Gene Ontology annotation, molecular function: histone H3K56 acetyltransferase activity. The coding region runs from base 1 to 1644 and encodes 547 amino acids. Gene Ontology annotation, biological process: DNA damage response.